Messenger RNA from Cetraspora pellucida, 573 nucleotides. The record is from the annotation of a GenBank genome assembly. NCBI's taxonomy places the organism in Eukaryota, Fungi, Glomeromycota, Glomeromycetes, Diversisporales, Gigasporaceae.
AUGCCACCUUAUCAUCAUCUACUUUCACGAAAUGUUAGAAACGUUGACAAUACCCAAACUAAUAGUAUCAUUCAGAAUCAAAAGUCUCAGCGAAGACGAACUUCAGUGAUAAAACAACAGAGAAAAUACAAAAUUGGUCUGAACUUUCAAGAAAUAAAUUCUGCUAUUCGUCACUCUCUGAAACCUUCUCGCAUUUGUUCCUACUGUAAUGCCAAGCUUUUUGCAGGGGAAACAGAAGGAAUAUGUUGUAAAACUGGAAAAAUUAAAUUAGCUUCGACUGAAUGUAAUGCAUUCUUGAAAGAUUUAUUUACAAGACGUGAUAAUAUGGGAAAUGAAUUUCGUAAUAACAUUCGUGCUUAUAAUAACAUUUUCGCUUUUACUUCUAUGGGAGUCAAGAUAGAUCAAAAUCUUGCUAAUGGAUCUCUUCUUCCUAAUAAUACAACGCCAAAGUUUUUACAAUUAUAUAUUUACGAUACCGAACAUGAAACAAAUAACAGGCUAACUAUUAUACCUAAACUUCGUCAAGAAACUUUAGAAGUUAUAAAAUCAAUACUAGACCAAUAUAAUCCAUUU